This is a messenger RNA of Cadophora gregata, 2759 nucleotides long. RefSeq lists its product as uncharacterized. Lineage: Eukaryota; Fungi; Ascomycota; Leotiomycetes; Helotiales; Ploettnerulaceae. Gene Ontology annotation, biological process: mRNA cis splicing, via spliceosome. The record is from RefSeq and is a predicted model, not a curated record. Gene Ontology annotation, cellular component: precatalytic spliceosome. The transcript has 5 exons. Gene Ontology annotation, molecular function: RNA binding. The coding region runs from base 168 to 1661 and encodes 497 amino acids.
GAAGUCUGUAUGGCGUCUUAUCGCCGAGAUAGGAGCAAGGAUGAGCUUAAAUUCAUGCUGACUAAUAUUGCAUUUCACCGGCUAGCCUCAUGGAUGAGGCUGAGAGCUCGAGUUCAUGUUGACGGCUUCGAAACAAACAACUUUCACAUCUCAGCCAUUCGGCCAGUAUGUCGAAUCCUAGCCAGACCCCGACGCCUCGAAGUGGUGGUCUUUCACUCUAUGCAAAUUUGCUAGACCCGGAAUCCACAACCCCUGGCACAAUUUCGAAAGGGCCCGUUGUCUUCAAACCAGCAGAUGCAGCAGAUGAUGGGUCAGCUAAGAAACCACAGAUAGAUUCAGCAGCCUUACGGUUCCAACCGACCAAACGACCACAGUUGUCGCAAAAGCCCAAACCAAAACCCUCAUUUCCCAAAUCCGUGCCAGGAGACACGACAGGUUCACGCAACGUCUCUAGUCCUUCAUCUGCUCCCCAAAACCCAGUCCGACCAGCAGCAAAGACUACCUUGGCUGACUGGACGGGCCUGGAUGAUGAUGAUGUGAAUGGUUUCUAUGGAGGGGAGAAGAGACAAAGAGGUGGAAAGCGAAGGAAAAAGAACAAGCCAAGGGAAGAAUAUAUAGCUGUGCAGGACUGGGAUGAUAUUUAUGAUCCGUCGCGACCGAACAAUUACGAGGAGUAUAAGCACAGUGAUGAGAAGAUUCGAGAGGUUAGGGAGUGGAAGGAUCGGUUGUAUGCUCAUAGGAUGGCUAGGAAGUCAAGCGAGAAGGACAGUGAUGAGGAAGAUUACCGUCCACAGAUGAGCAAUCAAUUUGCUCCGCCUCCGAACUACUCUUUCGCACCACCUCCAAUGGACUCUCUGAAGAAACCCCAAGAGAGCACGGACAGCAACGUGGAUUCAGAUACAUACAGUCCUGCACCCCCUCCACCACCACCUCCCGAAGAUGUUCCUCCUCCAGCUCCCGAAUCGUUGCCCGCGGGGGCGAUAUCCCGAGCUCCCGUCCGUUACAACCUUCCACCACCUCCAAGCGACAUACCCAGCUCAGAAGCAGAAUUAGAGAAAGCUCUUGCAGAAGAACCAGAUGACGAUGAGGCUGAGAGUGAGGAUGCCCCAAGAUCGUUACGGCCUGGUCAGAAAGGCUUUGCAGAACGAUUAAUGUUUAAGUAUGGGUGGAGCAAGGGCAAAGGUCUUGGUGCUGAGGAAUCCGGAAUCGUCAAUCCUCUUCGUGUACAGAUCGAGAAGCGAAAGAAAAAGUCUGAUGCUGAGGGAGGUGGGUUUAGAGAGCCUGGUGGACGGGGCAAAAUUAUAGGUGGGAAGAAAAAUGUUCCUGAGAAGGAAGAGGAAGUGGGGAAGUUUGGUCCCAUGUCGGAGGUGAUUGUUCUGAGGGGCAUGGUCGAUGGUAUGAACCUUGACGAGGAGGUUGAAGGCGCUGGAGAUGGAGGCCUGAUGCAGGAAAUUGGGGACGAAUGUGCUGAUAAGUAUGGGCGAGUGGAACGCGUCUAUAUCGACAGGCAUGGCACCUCUCCGAAGGUCUUCGUCAAGUUUACGAGUCCUCUUUCUGCAUUGAGGGCUGUUAAUGCACUGGAAGGGCGAAUCUUUAAUGGGAACACUAUCUCGGCACUAUUCUAUGAGACAGAGCGGUUCGAGCAAGGGCUCUAUGACUAGACACUGACUCUUGCCAAAACAACGAUAUCUAGAAAGUUAUCUUCGCAAUAGCGCCACUUUUUCCCUGCUCUUCGUAUAGUGACAAUCUUCGUCAGUACCAAGCAGAGCCUCGUUGAUAUCCUUUGCCCACAUCCUAACAUCUGGAACUAAGUUUUUGGGAGCAUUCUGCGUGGAUGUAAUGGUACUCUUAGGAUCUCUAGGAGUAUUUCUUGCCUCUGAUGCCGCGAAGCUCAAGUUCGACUUUCUUUAGACGCAACGCAUCUUUAUCCAAAGCUGCCCACCAAAUUCUCCCAUCUUCCUCCACGUCCUUGACGUGAUCCAUAUUUCCGGUUGACUGCUCCUCUGCCCACUGACUGGCGACCUUGUUGUUCGCAUCAUCCAGAUUAGUGUAGGUUUCAAGAAGCCUCGAAUUAGAUUACGGUAAUAGUGACUUGGGACUGAUUCGUAUAAAGAACUCGUACUAGGGUCGUUGACUUGAUAUGUGCGGUACGGGAACUGAAGGCUUGGAUACGGGAGUUUGUAGUACUGGAUGUCUCCGCACUUUUCUUACGUUUUGACGUGGACACAGAUGACGCGGAUGAUGUUUCUUUGGAAGGUCUGCUUCUUUCGCUUCGGCUUAGGGGAGUCUUUGUUAUUGAGCUGCUUGACUCGCGUUGGCGUACGACGCUCGACAAUUAUUGUGGAUGACGGUGCCGUGGAUGUGGAUCUAGACUUUAGAGUGGAAUCGUUGUUGGUACAGGGUGGCGUGGAAGAGUUUCGAUCUGCUUUGGGCUUUUUGUUUGGAUUUGCUGUGGAGGAACUGUUACCAUCAGCACUUUCGCCUCGCUAGUUCAUCGUUGUCUUGGGACGAAGUUGACUUGAAUUGUACGGCAUCGUUGCGCGGGGUCUUACCGAGUUCGAGUCUUCCAACUCUGGGUCAUUGAUUUCGGCAGUUGAGCUGAGAAUAUGUCAUCACAUGAACGUGUGAAUAUGCAUUAGUACUUCAUAUGAUCGGACUGCUCUUAUCUCAAGCUCAAGCCUCAAUGUCUUCACUAGGCGGGCCAAUUAUCCAAAUAACGUUUGAGCAUUUGGCUCUCUGUACUUCAGGUUGGUAAUAAU